Molecule: messenger RNA, 555 nt
Organism: Lachancea fermentati
Lineage: Eukaryota; Fungi; Ascomycota; Saccharomycetes; Saccharomycetales; Saccharomycetaceae
Source: the annotation of a GenBank genome assembly
AUGAAUAUACUGGGUAUCAUACUUUUCGCUUACUAUGCUUCACUAGCAUGUGCAAAUACAGAGUCUUUUAUAAUUCAUAUCCCUUCCGAAUUUCCUUUGGCCUCUAACGAGGUUCCCGAAGUCACUCAUCCAACUAUAUCAUUGAAAGGAAUAAAUCACCAAACUAAAACUUUCUCUGUUCCUGUCGAUUCCACCUAUUAUAUUGAGCUUAAAGAUGUCAGUGUGGGCGAAAAUUAUCAAAUAAAAAUAUGUUGGACAGCACUAAAUCCUGUUUUUAUUGACGAAACGGGCUAUAAAAUUGUACCGCAUAUGACAAAGUUCCAGGACACUGUUGAUGAACAUAACGCCCGUAUAUUCAUAUAUUUUGACGUUAUAGGAGAGUCCUACCCUCCUCUGAAAGCUGUAGAUAUACCCAUAAAUGUGUCUGUGGUUAAUAUGAAGCUUGGGAUUCCAGUUGAUCUUUAUGGAACUUUGGUGUACAUAUCACUAGUGGUCAUUGGAAUCUAUUUCGCAAGCAGACGAUACAGAGUGUACGAAAAACUAAAGAACAAUUGA